Molecule: messenger RNA, 1482 nt
Organism: Diceros bicornis minor
Lineage: Eukaryota; Metazoa; Chordata; Mammalia; Perissodactyla; Rhinocerotidae
Gene: BLVRA
Product: biliverdin reductase A
Exons: 10
Coding region: 272-1381 (369 amino acids)
Biological process (GO): heme catabolic process
Molecular function (GO): nucleotide binding; biliverdin reductase [NAD(P)H] activity; zinc ion binding
Source: RefSeq, a predicted model, not a curated record
GCGUCGGGAACGGGUUCGUCUCCUCAGAUCCCCGCUUUUUGUUUUAUACGUCCCGUUAGCCCCCAACACACAUAUGCAGUCCGGGAGCGCUGGCCGAGGAAGUUUAAAGCCCUGGUUCCUAUUGCUCCCCGCAGAGAUCUGACGCUUCGGCUCUCCCGCGAGGACGCGAAGCCACGGGGAUCUGAGCCCCACGCUGGCGGUGAAAUCCACCUUGCCCUAUUCGGCUGAGAAAUUUGGCAACGCUCAAUUUUCUUUUAUUCACCAAAUAUUUAUGAAAUGCCUACUGUGCUCCAGGGAAUGCAAGGGUCACUCUGGCUACUGCAUGGGGACAAACAGCAGGAAGACGAGGGAGAAGACUACUUCAGUGACUCAGGGCAGAGUCCUGAUUCUGGAAAGAUGCUGGAGUAGGAAACACCAGGAAUCUGUCUCCCCACCUGGACAACCAUUGCACUGGCAGAAUCUGUCUGAGCUGCUGGAGGAAGAAACCAAGAUGAGUGCAGAGCCUGAGAGGAAGUUUGGCGUGGUGGUGGUUGGCGUGGGCAGAGCCGGCUUUGUGCGGAUAAGGGACCUGCGGAAUCCACAUGCCUCCUCGGCCUUCCUGAACCUGAUUGGCUUCGUGUCCAGACGAGAACUCGGGCACAUUGACGAAGUCCAGCAGAUUUCUUUGGAAGAUGCUCUUUCCAGCCAAGAGGUUGAGGUUGCUUACAUCUGCAGUGAGAGCUCCAGCCAUGAGGACUAUAUCAGGCAGUUCCUUAAUGCUGGCAAGCAUGUCCUUGUGGAAUACCCCAUGACACUGUCUUGGGCAGCAGCUAAGGACCUGUGGGAGGUGGCUGAGCAGAAAGGGAAAGUCUUGCAUGAGGAGCAUGUGGAACUCUUGAUGGAGGAGUUUGCAUUCCUGAAAAAAGAAGUGGUGGGGAAAGACCUGCUGAAAGGCUCUCUUCUCUUCACAGCUGGCCCAUUGGAAGAAGAGCGGUUUGGCUUCCCCGCGUUCAGUGGCAUUUCUCGCCUGACCUGGCUGGUCUCCCUCUUUGGGGAGCUUUCUCUGGUGUCCGCCACUUUGGAAGAGCGAAAGGAAGAUCAGUAUAUGAAAAUGACUGUGUGCUUGGAGACAGAGAACAAACGUCCGCUGACAUGGAUUGAAGAGAAAGGGCCUGGUCUAAAACGAAACAGACAUUUAAGCUUCCACUUCAAAUCUGGGUCCCUGGAGAAUAUGCCAAAUGUAGGAGUCAAUAAGAAUAUCUUUCUGAAAGAUCAAAAUAUAUUUGUCCAGAAACUCUUCGGCCAGUUCUCAGAAGAAGAACUGGCUGCUGAAAAGAAACGCAUCCUGCACUGCCUGUGGCUCGCGGAAGAAAUCCAGAAAUACUGCUCCUCAAAGAAGUAAGAGAAGGGAGCAGCGUGGCGCUUCCAAGACAGGACCAUAGUCUGAUUUUUAUCAAGUUGACCUUUAUCUCUUUUCUUACAAUUAAACAUGUCUUGGGUAAA